This is a messenger RNA of Pieris rapae (cabbage white), 1622 nucleotides long. RefSeq names its product charged multivesicular body protein 2b (gene CHMP2B). Lineage: Eukaryota; Metazoa; Arthropoda; Insecta; Lepidoptera; Pieridae. The coding region runs from base 234 to 866 and encodes 210 amino acids. Gene Ontology annotation, cellular component: multivesicular body; ESCRT III complex. The transcript is spliced from 6 exons. The record is from RefSeq and is a predicted model, not a curated record. Gene Ontology annotation, biological process: protein transport; late endosome to vacuole transport; endosome transport via multivesicular body sorting pathway.
UGUUAAACCUUGAUCUGGUGGUAUUAUAUUUUGAUUUUUGAUAAGUGGAAAGUGUUAAGUGAUUAAUUUGUGAUUACCCAAAUGAAUCAUUCAAAUAAUAAGUAAAACUUAAACAUACAUUUUGUUUAUAUCAAGAAACUGCUUAUUGUUUUAAAUAAUUAUAUCGAAUGUCUGCCAGAAAAAUCUGAAGUUAUACAUAUUCAGUUGUCAAACAAAUUUAGUAUUAAAAAAACAUGAAUUUCUUUAAGAAACCACCAACAAUAAAAGAACAACAGAGGGAAAAUGAUCGUGAACUUAGGAAGGCAAGCAGAGAUCUGGAAAGAGAUAAAGUUGCUCUGGAAAGGGAAGAGAAAAAAUUGGAAAUGGAAAUAAAGAAAAUGGCUAAGGAAGGUAAUAAUGCUGGUUGCAAAAUUUUAGCGAAACAACUAGUACAAUUGAGAAAUCAAAAGACUAGGAUAUAUUCAGCUAAUAGCAAGAUAUCCAGUGUACAAAUUCACAAUAAAGCUAUGGGUGCAAAUGUUGCAAUUGCUGGUGCUAUGGGAACAACUGCUAAAACUAUGGGAAGUAUGAAUAAGAUAAUGAAUCCACAACAAAUUGCCAAAAAUAUGGAAGCUUUCAAGCAUGCCAAUGCUAAAAUGGAAAUGACUGAUGAAAUGAUAUCAGAAACUUUGGAUGAUAUAAUGAAUGAAUCAGACGAUGAGGAAGAAACCGAAGGAAUCAUCAACCAAGUUCUUGAUGAGAUUGGUAUUGAAGUCAGUGGCAAGAUGGCGAAUGCACCAUCUGUAUCUAGAAAUAAAGUUGGCGAAUCAACUACAGAUGCAGACAAGGACAUUAUGGCGCAGCUCGCGAAAUUGAAGUCAAGUUAAUGUAUUGUACCAAAUAUAUUUAUUCUACAUGUUUAAAAAGCUAUAUAGCUAAGAGUCACAUUAAAGUAAAUUAAAUUUGUAAAAUGAAAUAAAUCUGAUAACAUUUUAUACCUUAUAUAUAUUUGUUAAGUUAAAGAAGUUCAUAAACAUGAAAACUUUACUAUAAUGAGUAAUGUUAUGAUUUUAUUAGAUUUUAAUCUAAGACUGUAAACACAAAAGGCAACGAUUCUUAAAAAUCAUCCGUCCAGUUGUCUUUAGCCGACAGGAAAAAAAUUGACGAACUUUUAUUUAGUUAUUUCACCAAUUUAAAAAGAUGUGUUAUGACUUAUUGUGAGUGAUUUAAAAUAUGUGUCAGGAACCAGCAAUACGUAAAUUCAAUUGUAAUAGAAAAUUAUUAAUACGUUUUUAUAUAGCAAAAUUGAUUUAUUAACUUUGUUACCAAAAUUAGUCUUGAAAAGUAUAAUUGUAUGAACAGAUCAUAUGUUCAAAGAUAUAGUUUGUGCUAAGGCUACCACAAAGACAUUUGUCCAUAAAACCCAGAAUAUGGUAUGUAUUUGGUAAAAUAUGGUUUAUUAUCUUUUUUUAUUAACCUGAAAGUUAUUGGCUAUAAAGUUAAUUGCCUUGCUGGUUUGUAUUAUGAUUUAAAAAUUAAUUAAUCUACCCCAUGUGGGUUGAUGGGGUAUUUAUAGUUUAGCUUCAUAAAAGAAUGGUGAUAUAUUGUUAUAAUUUAUAUAAUCAUUAAAUUGUUUAUACAAC